UUUCAGUUCGGAAGGUUGUCAUCAGUCAAUCACGCAUCCCGGAUGCCCGGAUUGGUCCCGGAAAUGAAUAAUUAGGGUAGCAACUCGUGUUUUGAAGGUUGGUGUUUGAAAAACCACUCCGUGUUAUGUAAUUUGGAGGAUUAAACCCUCGAACAAAGUCCUUCAAAGUGAUAAUUCGAUAACCAACUUGUUUACAUUGUGAUAAUUCCUUGAAAAGGUAAAAUGGCCACGACCGAACAGUUUUCGUUGCGCUGGAACAACUUCCAUUCUAACCUCACUGCUGGCUUCCAUGAAUUACUCGAAUCCUCUGAAAUGGUGGACGUCACUUUGGCUGUGGAAGGGCACUUCUUUCAGGCGCAUAAAGUCGUUCUGUCAAUAUGCAGCCCCUAUUUUAAACAGAUGUUUAAAGUGAAUCCGUGCAAACAUCCCAUCGUCAUACUUAAAGAUGUGGCUCAUGGUAACAUGAAGGAUAUUCUCGAGUUCAUGUACAUGGGAGAGGUGAACGUACUCAGGGAAAAUUUAGCGACGUUUUUGAGAACUGCGGAACUUCUGCAGGUCAAGGGAUUGACAGGAGAUGACUCGAGCGAAACAUCUUCCCGAAAAGACGAUAAAUCCGAUUCCAUCGCCGAUAACGACGAAGAUCCGGAUCUUGCCCAGUUCAAUCACUUGAUCGAGUCCGACGUAGAGUUACCACAACAUUACUCAACCCCCCGAGUUCCUACACCCCCUCAGAGUAUACCACAGCCUAGUACGAAACGGCAGUCAAAAAGCUUGAUCUCAAACCCCCAUUUUAAAAGAGCGAAGUCAGAUUACGUUCCAAAGCCUAUCAAAGUCGAAAAUGAAACUAGUGUGAGUCAGAAUGAAGAACACGAAUUCGCCGAAUCGCCGCUUAAAAACGAUAAAAGCGCCGGCGAACUGGAGGAAACCAAAGAUAAUUUGAAACAAUUGUUAGAAAAUAAUUUUACGAAUACGGGAACGAACGAUUCUACGAGCGAUCAAGUUUUUAUGGACGUUUUUCCAGCUGGUUCAUUCUGUUGUGGGAAAGUCACGUGGAAAAGCAGUAAAAGAAGACACAAUAAAUGUAUAUUUUUCUGCGUAGCAGUUUUAUUCAACUUAAAAACAGCUAACAGCUUAAGUACACAUUUAAUUAACAAUGAAAAUCAAACAUCAGAACACAUGAUUCAGUGAACAUUUUUACUUUGACUCAUAAUUGAUAAUUUUUGUUAUGAUUUGAAUUAACAAAAGUAUUUGUUGAUGUUAGGGACCGCUGUGAUAUAUUUUUGUAUUGUUCAAAUAUCUGUAUUUUUUAAAUACAAAGUGGUGUUUAUCUAACCUUGAGUACUUUAACCUACCACUAUAAAAUCGUAAGUGGCAGAUUUUGAAUAUCAACGUAAUAACUGUUCUUAAUUUAUUAUUAAUCACAAUCAGAUUUUUAACUACAGAGUUAAAAUGAUGUGCACUGAUUAUAUGAGUGCAGAAUAUUCGCACAUUGAAAAUUUUCAUUGUUGGGCAGAGUGGUAACCUGAGCCUACGAACUUACCCGAAACUUUCGAAAAGUGCUAACAAUCUCUUCUUGUCAGUAUUUAAAAUAAGUUUAUACAAUUUAUUUGACUUCGAAAAUUUAAAUUGACAGAAUAAGCUAAAAGGUAACAUUGGUAGCUAUACUUGAAAGAAUUCGGAAAUUUUGACGGUAACUGGAGUGACAGGAGUUUUUAAAACCGACAACUCUGUGUAUGCCAAAAGAUAGGAAACUGUUGAGAAAUUGGAAUAAUAUGGUCAUAAAGCAGUCGCAUAAAACAUAUACACAUAUUUAGUUCAGCCUUGAGCAAUACCGCAAAGAUAGAAGAUUAGUAGGGACAGUAAUUUAUUAUUCACUGUAAUCGUAACGUACGUAAUUAUACGGUGUUAAAAUUAUCAAUACUUGCAGUGUUAUGUAAGCACUAUAGUUUUAAACAAACAUACAGUUGCAUCUACACAUCUAAAAUUAGAAAAUUGAAAAAAGAAUUAAUUGAAAACAAAUUUGUUUUGGCUAACACAAACCAAUGUAUCACAGCUUUUUUUUUGGCAAGCCUACAUUCAAAUGUUCCAUUGUUAAUGUAAGAAAAUGCCGAAUAAUAAUUAACUCAACGAAUAAACAUUUUUACGUUAAUUAAUUUGUACUGGUUUGUACCAAAUUUUCCACUUCCUUUUUAAUUUUUUUUUGGAAUUCCAGAUGUCUCGUAUUAUAAUUUUGACAGAUUUUUGUAAGUUGUUACUAGAUGCACUUAACACUAACUCAAAUACAAUACGCAGUGACAGGGUAGCUAUUGAAACUCGUCAAGAAUGUAUCGAUAUUUUUCGGUGUUGUGGGGAUAAUAACGUAUUUCGUUCAUUCUAAAAUAGAUAGAAAAAUGUCAUGAAUUUGACUGACUUUUGAAUUACUUUCUGAAACUUUGUACUUGGUGUGCUUAUUAGACUUAACUCUUGUUUUUUAAAUCGAAUCAAGAGUGUAAUUUUUUGUCUUUAUUAGAAGAAUUCGAAAAAUGCAACAUGAAAAUUUUCCAAAAUUUAAAAAAUAUAAGAAUUUUAAAAAAUCACUAGAAUUUAAUGCACAAAACUCGGACUAAAAAAUAAGGGUUUCCGUCUUGGCUAGUCAGGUAUACCGCGUGUUCGAAAAAAAUUCCAAAUCCAUAGCUGUUUUAUUUUUUCGAGCAUUGUUUAAUACGUCGAAUUUUUAACGCUCAUUUGUGUAUGCCUACGACAUUCAACUUUUUUUCUGGAGAGUUUUUCGGAAUUCGUAAUUCAAUAUUU
This is a messenger RNA of Zophobas morio, 2790 nucleotides long. Its product is annotated as protein tramtrack, beta isoform-like. Gene Ontology annotation, biological process: regulation of transcription by RNA polymerase II. The record is from RefSeq and is a predicted model, not a curated record. The transcript is spliced from 4 exons. Gene Ontology annotation, molecular function: protein binding. Lineage: Eukaryota; Metazoa; Arthropoda; Insecta; Coleoptera; Tenebrionidae. Gene Ontology annotation, cellular component: nucleus. The coding region runs from base 223 to 1188 and encodes 321 amino acids.